CGAAUGUUGUAUUCGACCAUAAAUGUCUCGAUCUUCACACACAAUAAAAGCUAUUUAUCGAACAGGGUGCACAAGAUUUUAGAGGAUGAGGUUACUUCCUGCUGAGAUCAACUCUCCUCAUGGGGGUGCCUGUGAUGAUGAGACAGCCGGGCAGUAUGGGGGAUGACUGAAGUCACACGACAGACAACACUGACAGUAUGGAAGGCACUUCUGUCAUCAUGAACGAAACUGAUGAAACAGACAGGGCUCGUAUCAAUUACGAUUGUUCUGAAGAUGGCGAGAACUUUACUGCCAUUACAUCCAAUGAUGACAGUGUUGUGGUAACAAGAAAUAAAUCAGACUGCUCAGAUUCUGAGAUGAAGUCUGAGUCUAACGAUUGCUUAUCAAUACCAUCAGGUGAACCUGCUGAACUGAGCAUUGAAUCAAAACCUUGCCAAAGACACAAAGUUAAGUCCAGUACCCAGCAGAUCGAGCGAGUACUAUUUAUGUGUGGUGACUGUAACAUAUCCUUCCCUGGUUUCAGAGCCUUGCAGAAACACAUGAACAUCCAUCCCAAGAAAGAGCGUGUAUACAAAUGUGGUAUAUGUGCAAAAGUCCUGCAUUCCGCUCAGUACCUAAAGAUUCAUCUAAGGGUACAUACAGGUGAAAAACCCUUCACAUGUGAGAUCUGUGAUCGUACGUUUGGUCACCGAUCAAACCUAAAAGCUCAUCGGAAGAGCCACACAGGGGGAGACAACCUGGAAUGUGAUGUGUGUGGAAAACAUUUCGCUCUCAGUUGGCGCCUCAAGGUUCAUAAGAAGAUCCACAUGGUAGAGAAGGAAUUUAUCUGCGGAAUCUGUGGCAAGGGGUUCGUUGACAAGACGGAGUUAAAGCGGCAUAUGUGUGUUCAUGCAGAUAAGACAGAUCAUCAGUGUGAGCUUUGUGGGAAGUAUUUUAGUCGAGACCAUGCUUUGAAGAUGCACCUGAAAAUCCACACCGAUGAAAGACCUUUCCAGUGCAAUGUUUGUGAAAAAUGGUUUCGGACACCGACCCACCUGAAAACUCAUCAGCUUAUACACUCCGGGGAGCGGUCACACAAGUGUGAGUACUGUGGUCGAGCAUUUGUCUGUCCAUCUCACCUUCAAAGGCAUGUGAAGAACCACACUGGGGAGAAGACCCAUACGUGUUCCGAAUGUGGUCGGCAGUUCACUAGAUCAGACCACCUUCAACGACAUAUGGUGACACACACUGGGAAACGUGAUUUUAAAUGUGUGCAAUGUGGAAAGGAGUUCAUUGACAGAUCAGAUUUGAAUUAUCACACAAAUAAAGUACAUGCAGGUGGAAAAGAUUAUUCCUGUGAUCUGUGUGGUAAAGUUAUGUCAGGCGCACAAGCUCUCAAGAAACAUGUGGAAGCACAUUAUGGCUCUAAGCAGUUUAAGUGUGACCUCUGUGGAAAGGAAUAUGCCGCAGCGGUUUCAUUGAAAAAUCAUAUGAUUGCCCAUACAGGAUUCAUCCCAUUUAAGUGUGACGUGUGUGGGCGUUGUUUUACAGAACCAGCUCGUCUAAAUCGCCAUAUGAUAAUCCACACAGGGAAUACACCAUUCAAAUGUGGAGUUUGUGGGAAGGGUUGUUCUGACAAGUCGAACCUACAGAAGCACAUGAUUCUCCACACCGACCAGGUAUUCAGCUGUGCCCUUUGUCAGAGAGAGUUCAAGGGGUCACACGGCCUGAACGCCACAUGCGAACUGUCCACAAGGAACAGUACCAAAAACAGAUCGAAGAACAAACGGAAAGACUGAA
Molecule: messenger RNA, 1779 nt
Organism: Haliotis rubra (blacklip abalone)
Lineage: Eukaryota; Metazoa; Mollusca; Gastropoda; Lepetellida; Haliotidae
Product: zinc finger protein OZF-like
Exons: 2
Coding region: 198-1778 (526 amino acids)
Source: RefSeq, a predicted model, not a curated record